Messenger RNA from Penicillium argentinense, 1800 nucleotides. Its product is annotated as S53 family peptidase. Gene Ontology annotation, molecular function: tripeptidyl-peptidase activity; serine-type endopeptidase activity. Gene Ontology annotation, biological process: proteolysis. The coding region runs from base 1 to 1800 and encodes 599 amino acids. NCBI's taxonomy places the organism in Eukaryota, Fungi, Ascomycota, Eurotiomycetes, Eurotiales, Aspergillaceae. The record is from RefSeq and is a predicted model, not a curated record. The transcript has 3 exons.
AUGGCACAUCCAAUCGCCUUUGCAGUUCAACUUCUCACAAUCACUCUCGCUCUCUUUCAACGCACUCUCGCAGUCGAACCAUACCAUCAGCUAGUGGAGUCAUUGAGCGAAAUACCCCAUGGCUGGUAUAAAGGAGAAAGAGCACCACCUUCCGCAUUGAUAAAAUUCCACCUUGCCAUAAAACGGCCCACAAAGCAUUUUGAACAAGCAGUCAUCAACAUCUCGACCCCGGAUCACCCGAAUUAUGGCCGCCAUAUGAGGCGAGACGAGUUGAAGGACAUUUUGCGUUCAGAUCCUGCCGCCCUGAAUGAUGUACUUUCUUGGUUGAAGUCGGAAAAUCUUGACCCCAACACAGUCGAGGUCGACGGCAUUUGGAUUCGCUUCGAAGUGUCAGUGGCUCAGGCGGAGCGUAUGCUCAAGACUGAGUUCUCCUAUUUUCAUGACGCCUCAAAGCUGAACACGGCAAUCAGAACGCUCAACUACUCCGUUCCCCAGAGGAUACAUCAUAAUAUCGCACUGAUUCAACCAACGACAAAAUUUGCAGCUCUGAAUCAAGGCGGCGAUAACCCCCAGUGUCUUCGUGACUUGUACAAUAUCAACGCCACAAAGGCCCGACGUGAUAAACGGAAUCGAUUAGGUAUAUCGGGCUUUCUCGAGCAGUUUGCUCGACACAAUGAUUUCCAAUUCUUUAUGAACAGUCUUUCACCGAACGAAGCCGGCGCGAACUUCUCUGUCGUGCGCAUCAAUGGCGGGCUAAAUGACGAGGACUCUUCAAGCGGUAGCACCGAAGCGAGUUUGGAUGUGCAAUAUUCGAUGGCAUUGUCAUACAACGCGUUGGGCACGUUUUACACGACCGGCGGUCGAGGGCCUCUGAUACCUGACGGAGACCAGCCAGAUCCAAACAAAACUACGAACGAGCCCUAUCUUGAGCAACUCCAUUAUCUCAUAAAUUUGCCAGAUGAUGAGUUACCCGCAGUGCUAACCACCUCUUACGGGGAGCCAGAGCAGACCGUCCCGGCCUCAUAUGCUGCGGCUGUCUGCAAUUUGUAUGCCCAACUCGGAGCACGAGGCGUGUCGGUCAUUUUCAGCAGCGGAGACUCUGGUGUCGGCAGGUCCUGUCAAAGCAACGAUGGCUCGUACCGUACUAGAUUCCUGCCAGGGUUCCCUGCUGCUUGUCCCUUUGUCACCUCGGUGGGUGGGACAUAUAGUCACAGGCCCGAGAGGGCAGUAGAUUUCUCCGGGGGUGGAUUCUCCGACAUAUUUCCUCGUCCAUCCUACCAAGACGAGGCAGUGAAAGGGUAUCUUGACCAGCUAGGGGAUCAGUGGAGUGGUCUGUAUAACCCCAAAGGUCGAGGUAUCCCAGACGUAUCCGCACAAGCAAGCGGUUUUCUAAUUCGCGACCAUGGAAGAUUCAUGAGGAUCAGCGGAACGAGUGCGUCGGCUCCUGUGUUUGCCGGCAUCGUCUCUCAGCUCAACUCCAUUCGUCUGGCACAAGGCAAGCCUCGCAUGGGAUUCCUGAACCCAUGGCUGUAUUCAACUGGCGUAUCAGGAAUGACCGACAUAGUGGACGGAGGCUCGCGGGGUUGCUAUGGUGGUGAACGUGGCAUUGCCGUCCCUUAUGCGAGCUGGAAUGCUACAGCUGGUUGGGACCCGGUCACGGGACUGGGGACACCUGUCGCAAACAACGAAGAAGUGGAUAUAUCCCACAACCAAUGGGGUGGUAGAGGUCUGAAUUGCUGUGAAGCCCCUGUUCUGGCAAUUUAUGGGGGCAAGCUGACUAACUACAAAACAAGGCAAUAA